This is a messenger RNA of Podarcis lilfordi (Lilford's wall lizard), 37476 nucleotides long. NCBI's taxonomy places the organism in Eukaryota, Metazoa, Chordata, Lepidosauria, Squamata, Lacertidae. The record is from the annotation of a GenBank genome assembly.
AUGACACCACACUCGCUCUUCCAAGUUUACCGGUAGUUGCUAUUCAGACAACGUAUUACUUACACUUUUACGCAACCUUUAAAAACCGCCUGUAAAAUGUAGAGCUGCAAAGCUUGCAGACUAGCAAAUAGCGAUGUCAUUCAUAAUUAGGCACCUACAUAAUUUUCCAGCGUGAGGAAAGGAAAAUAGACAUACAAAACAUGUAACUAGAACUGUAUUAAUAAUGAAAAAGUCCAAAACUUCAGUAACAAAGGAACAGGCAUAGGUUUAUGCAGAAAAGGUGGGGGAAAGGCCAUGUAAAUCUUUCUUCGAAAUAAAUAAACACUUGUGAGCAACAGCUGAGAUAGCUAUCUCUCUAGCUGUUAUGAAACAGCAGCUAGAAACAUAUGUGGUCUUGUACAAACUUGUUGAUCACUUUCUAAGAAACAGUCACCUGCCCUUGCCGAUUUCAACAGAGACACAAAACAACCUCAUCUCACUGCCUCCCUGAUCUAUGUUUGUGUGCCAUAAUCCAAACGGUUUACAAUUUUUACUCACUCUGUCCUGUCUUGCAUGAGCAAAUCUCCUUUUCCACCUCAGACUCAGCCCCACCUACAAUACUAAUGGGAGUGGAAUUGAUUUUCAGAGUUGCCUCGUUGUCACUUUACAGUAUGAAAGACAUUAUACACAACUGGUAGUGGUGCUGCUGCUAUUACAACGGAACUGGAAAUGCAGUAUGUCUCACAAAAGCCUAGUCUCUUCUUCAUGCACACAUGCAGAUUACAUCGCAUGCAACAGGACUGGGGAACUUGUAGCCUUCCAAAUAUCAUUGGUCAGGGAUGAUGGGAGCUGUAGUCCAAAAGCAUCUAGCGGCCAAACAGCCACCACACACGUGUCUUCCCUCUCUCCCCCUGAAUACAAAAUACUGGGGACAAACCCCCAGGCUAGCAAUUAAUUUCUCCCCACCAACGUCCGACACUGAGAUCACGAGUUCUCCCCGAAAAUCACAACCCAUCCCCAUGAAACCUCUCUUUCAGUUAGUUUAUCUCUCACACACGUGUCUGCUUUAUACACACGUAUGCUCAGCCCUCCCUGCUACUGUGCGUCCCAGACUCCUAAUAGAUCCGUUUCACAAACUUCAACCACUUCCCGCACCUUUUCCUUCCACACCGGUCACAUUCCUCCAUCCCAACGCAACCACUCCAUUCUUUUUGUAUUUAUGUUUUCUCAGCGGCCGAACCCCUUUGCUCCUUUCCCCCUCCCUCCAGCCAAUAAAAGUGUCCCAUUGCUCCAACAACUACCAAUCAACACUCCUACCGCACUCCCACCCGCUAUCAGACAAUAAGUACCUCCCGCCUCCUCUUCUUUUUCCAACCAAUCACUGCCACAGCCUUCACCUCCCAAGAAACCAAUGGGCGGAAUCCUACACGGAAUCCCGCCCAACGACCUGAAGUUUCGCGACGCGCUCUAAAUCUCGCCUCUCUUCUCCCACCGUAGCCAAUGAGGGAUACGCAAACGUCUUUCUUCCAACCAAUGGCGUUGCUUCCUCCUCCCCACCCCCCCACGCGCCUGCCCUCCGCUGUCAACCAUUUAGCGCUCUCUCUCGCUUCCUGCUUUCCACGCCCCCGCUCUGACUCCGCCCCCUUUUGCUCUCGCUUUCGGAGAAUUGACUGAGGGAGGGUGCGCGUGCCGGCUUGUUUUUUUUUUCCAGGUCACGCUGCGAUCACGUGAUAGGAAGUAGUGUCCUGUCCGAAGUGGCGGUUACUUCCGUCUAUUUUUCUCCCUGCCCCCCAUCCCUUGUUCCUGUUGCUGAGGGGAGGCUGAGGCCUUUGGGCAGGCAGUGGCCCAUCAGGUAAACGUCUAGCGAUGGGGGAAGGCCGGCCUUGCAGUGUAGGAUGAGGAGCUCGUAGGGAAAGAAGAAAGACAGGCUCGUGAAAAUUGGGGCAUUUUUAUAUAUCUAUAUAUAGAUAUACAUAUAGAUAUAUAUUAUUGUUAGGAUGAAAAUUAAUACUUUGAAUUUUGGUGUGUUCAAAACGGUUCACAUGCAUUAGGUCAGGAAUCCUUAACAACAGCCCUGUAAGGUAGGUCAGUAUUAAUCGUCCUCAUGUUGUAGUUUUGGGUCUUUUAAGAUGUGUGUAUUCAUGGUGGCUUACUUCUGCUGUGGCCCUGAGGUGAAAUUUCUUCUGGGGGCUUCUUGAGUCUCAUAGCUGCAACGUUAUUAACCUACAUGCUGCUGUUGUCAUAAUAAUAAAAAUUAUGAUAAAUAAAAACCAUAUUGUUGCAGGUUUGGGUCUAUUGCAACAAAUAAUGCUGCCUUAGAAGAUUAACCUUGUUUAUUGUGGGUUGAGAUUUCCCAGGCUACAUCCCCAAUUCAUCAGGUGAUUAAAGUGUUGCGCGUUGUUGACAGCUACAGGUGCAUGGCAGUACAAGGGAAAUAAAUAGUGGGGUCAAAUUUGCAGAGAUGGGGAACUGAGGCUUGGCAUAAUGAAGUUCAUGAUGGAUCUAAGAUUUGGACGGAGGACUUGCUGAUUCAUAGUUCUAUGUCUUACUUUGUAGAUGUUGCCAUGGUGGUGGGAAUGGCAAAAACAAAAGAGAGAAGAAGCUAGAUGUUGCCUAAAAUGAAGGACUGUCACUAAAUAGUAUUUCUAAUAAAAAAUAGUUAUAAUUAUAGUGCUCAUAAUUUAGUCAUCCUUGCAUCAAUCCUGUAAGGUUGCAACUUUUGGAACACUUGCCAUUUUAGGCUGUUGCAGCAAAAACAGGCUUUUGCUACCUAGAAGAUUUAUCAGAAUUAUUGUAGUGUAAGUUCCUGUUGAGUAGAGCAGUUCGCCUAAGGCCUCCUAAUGGCUAUGAUUGUAUAUGGGACUUUCAGUCACCAUGUAGCACUUGUAAUGUGUAUAAGCACCUACUUUAUAGUUCUUCUUAUUCACAUAAAGACUUCCAGGUCAGACAGUAGAACUAUUAUGUAGGCUUGAGCCUGACCACAUGUGAUUUUAAGGUGGAAAGAACGAAAAGAAAUUGAAAGAAUCUUUUAAUGCAUGUGUUUGGCAAUGAAAGGAUAAGAGGAAGAGAAAUUUUAGUAGACUGGGGAAAGGAGAAGUGCUUAUUUUCCUUAAAAAGUACAGGAGACAGGAAUGUCCCCAGAGAUCAUCUGAUGAGUAACAGUCAAAGCAUGCAAAAAUGGCUUGGCACGUGUCAAGGAAUUAGCAGAUGUAAAGCAAGUAGCACAAGUGGCAUCUGCCAUAAGAACUCAGUAAGGUAGAUCAAUAUUGUUACCACUAUAUUGCAAAUGGGAGCUCAGGCUAAGAAAAAUAGAUCGCCUUGGAUCAAUUAAGUGAGUUUGUGGCAGAGUUGAGAUUCUGCUGAGGGGGGGUGAGAGGCUUCCUGGAUCAUUGCUUAGUGCAUGGAUAGGCAAACUAAGACUCAGGGGCCGGAUACGGCCCAAUCGCCUUCUAAAUCUGGCCCGCGGACGGUCCGGGAAUCAGCAUGUUUUUACAUGAGUGGAAUGUGUCCUUUUGUUUAAAAUGCAUCUCUGGGUUAUUUGUGGGGCAUAGGAACCCGUUCUCUUUUCCCCCCUUCAAAAUAUAGUCUGGUCCCCCUCCCCAAGGUCUGAGGGACAGAGGACUGGCCCCCUGCUGAAAAGGUUUGCUGACCCCUGGUUUAGUGUCUCAACCAACAUGCUACAUUAUUAAAUGUAUCUUUCCUCCAAAGAGGUCUCCAUCCCUUCAUAUUAUCCUCACAUCUCUGUGAGGUAGGUUAGGCUGAGAAUUGAUGACUGGCCCAAGAUCACCCAGUGGGUUUUAUGGCUUAGUGAAGAUUUGAACCCUGGUCUCCCAGGUCCCAGUAUGACACACUAACUUACGUGAUAGCAUGCCUGUGUGGGGCGAGUGCUGCUUCCUUGUGUAGGAGAGGUCAGGUUUCAAAGACUUUCCCUUCUUCCUAGCAGAACAAGGUAAAUCUAAAAAAGGAGUCAGAAGUGUGGGGGCAGGGAUACUAUUUCUGACAAAGUCAAUCUGUGUUUUUCUUGCCUACCCUAAAUUACCACCAUGCCUGUUUCCCAGCUUGUUCUCCCUCUCUCAGCAUCAUUUUUGUCUCAUCCACUGGGAGAGAGCAACUGAGUCAGAAAGGUGUAAUAAUUAUAAAUAUAUAUUGAAGCUAAAUGGAUUUGAGAUGAAUUAGGCAAAGAAGUUUAAGAUCUUAUUUUUUAAAAAAGAUCUCCAGCCCAUUAGGUUCCCAGCUUUUAGGAGUGGAAGUAGGAAGUGAUGAGGUGAUGUCAAGAGGUGUUUUGGCCUGUUUGAAGAAGCAUAAAUCUAGGGGGAAGGGGUGAGCCCCUUUUUAUGGGAGCAAGGAUUGUGGCUCAUGCUUGGAUUGACAAACUUCUACUAUUUGUACAUGUUCCUUGAAGUCCCUUUGGUUGAACGGUGGGGUGUUGAAAACAGAUACCACGGAUGGGAAUUCUACUAGCCAAAUCCCACUGAUUAAGAUUUGGAUAAUCAGCCUCAUUGUGCAUUGUGAACCCCAUGGGAACAGUAAGAGAAGUGUUGAUAUUAAAUUGGUUAAACUGUGUGGAGAGGAAAACUACAGAAGUAGCUAAGUAGGUGAGGAGCUGGUGAUGAGAUGGAGGAAAGGGGCAAGUGAUGGGCGGAGGUGGGGUCUGAGGAGAGCCUGGGUUGGGAUAGUGGCCUCUGAGGAUGGGGAUUGCAGGAAGUCUCCAGGCUUGCUGUCUCCUUGCAGCUUGAGCAGGUCGGUGUUCUUAAUGAAAAUCCAGUCUAGUCUGAGAAUGCUCUUGUCGUGUUAUACCCUGUGUAUGUAAAUUGGAAAUGUUUUCAUAGUCUUUUUCCUUCAAAAUAAAUAAAAAAGUUAUUUACCAAAAAAAAUGCUCCUGUUGCUGGCUGAAGUUGGCCCUCGACCAGUUAUUGAGAGCAUAUGAGUCAUUUGCUGCACCAUCUAUGCUGAUUUCUCAUUUGCUUCUCGGUUCAGCUUGGGUCGCUGGUUAUUUAUCUUUUAAGGCCGAAGUCCUGUACCUAACCAGGAAGGGAGUCCCAUUGAACGGCUGAGUAAACAUACAAAAGAUUAUGCUGCACAGGCCCUAAAUGGCAAAGAACCAAGAUGCCGAGACUCCUUUUUAGUCUAGGCCAGUGGUUUUCAACCAGUGUGCCAUGGCACCCGGGGUGCCUUUGAAUGAUAGCCAGGGGUGCUGCAGGCAACACUGGCCUCUUUAUUUCUUUCCCUCCCUCCUCUGAUGCCCUCUUGCAGCUCUGCCUUGAGGAGAAGACACUGAGGGAAUACUCCACAAGGGAGGGUGUUCAAAAAAGGGUGAGAGGCUGCCAGCUCUGCAGGCAAGGGGUGACAUAGCUGGGCUCCUGAGCCACACAGGGGUGCCGCAGAAAGAAUGGAGUUGGUCAAAGUGGACUCAAAAAGUUUGAAAACCUCUCCUCUAGGCUAGCCUUCCCUUGCUGGCUGACCAGAGUAGGAAUCCAGCACCUACCUUGAGAAAGGCUGCCAACUGCUUCUUGCCAUAUUCACAUGGCCGUUUUCUAAGGUUAAGGGAGAGACCUUGUUGUACAUCUGUGGCUUGUUUAGCAGGAGCAUAUGGUAGGACCUUCUUUGUUGGUGAAUGCCUUGCCCCAGAAGAUUGAUUUGGCUGCCUUCCUGAUGAUGCCUCGUUCGAAGCUGAAGACUUUUUGUUGUUGUUCAAUAGGCUUUCCAUUUCUUUAAAGUUUUAAAUGUGUGUUCUUGAUCAUACUUUUUGCCCGCUUCCUAGUUGCCAUACUAGUGGGUUUAUAUUUUCUGCUGGUUUAUGGAUUUAACCUUUAGUUUCUGCAUUGUUGCCUCGUGCGCUUUUUAUGGUGUUGAAUCACGUAUGUGCCGUUCUCUAGCACCUCACUGAGUCGGCAAAGCAGGACAGAAAUAGCGAGGGAAUGGUUAUUUUGUUGGGUGAUGCGUUGGUAGCUUUGAAGGAAAUGUUCCAGAGUUGCCAAAGGGAACUUGAGACUUUUAUGCUGACGUCGUAGGCUGAAGAGGAAUCAAAUGAAUUUUAAAAAACCUGAUAAAAAAGAACAAACCUUGACUACAGCUGGGAACUAGCAAAGAGAGGACUUGAGUAACAAUGGCACUGAGUAACAUUAAAAAAACAAACAAACCAGCAGUAGAUCUGCUAGCAAAUGGCUCUGAGGGGAAGAAAUGGAAAAGUACAGGGAGGAAGUAGAAAGCAAGUAUACAAAGCCCAGGUAAUAAUGGUGGGUUCAGAGAAGAUUUCUUAAACAGGUCCAAUCCAUCUACAAGGCUGACUUGUAGAUGCAGACCCUGUGGCAUACCACUAAACUGCCAGACUCAGUAGCACAACUGUCCCAAAGCUUGUUUUUCUCAGAUUUGCAGGUGAUAGCUAGUUGACUGCUGUGCAGUGAGGAAUGUAAUUGCAUAGUCUCCUUUUGUAAAAGUUGGACCUUUGGGGCAUCUUUGGGUGGGAUGUUGAAAAAAGUCACACAAACCUAUGCAAGAUAAUUGUGGCGUGACAUCCCACAUGACAGUUGCAUGCAGCAAUAUGCCCCAUGCAUGAUGAAGACUGCAAUCAUAGCCCCACUUACCUGGGAGUAAGCCCCAUUUAAUUCAAUAGGAAUUCCUCUGAGUAGACAUUGGUAGAAUUGUGCGGUAAACCAUCCAAAUUUUGCACCACAGUUGUGCUGCAUGCCAGUGCAGGUACCAUGGCUCAUAUCUUUUCCUAGAAGAAAGACCUCAAGCCACUCCAAAACCUCCUCUUCCCCCAGUCCCACGCUUGGCAAAUUUGAUAUUUGCAAAUUCCAGUUCAAGCUGAUCUGCUGUUGAACUAAUAUGCAUAUUGGAACAUAGUUAACUGGCUUUUGGACUUCUUGAAUUGUCUGCUGAAAAACUGUAUCAAACUAUGUUUUACCAGAGAACAACCUUAACCAGAAACCUUUAAUAGGAAUCUGGUUUUAAUAUGUGAUCCGCAUCUGCCUAUUCAUAUUCAAGAGGUUUCUUUGGUUAUCCUUCAGUUCCAUCCUUGGGUCGAACCUUGAACCUGGAACACAGUUUGAUUUCCUUCCUGGCUGCCUUCCCUUCAGUUGCAGGAUCAGGGACUCAUGGCUGCCUUGACAGAUAACCUUGGGCUCCACUUAAGCCCUUGUGCUUUCGGGGGCUUUGCUGCAGCUGCUGGAUUCUCCCUCCUCAUCACCAUUACCAGCUCUGAAUUCUGCACUGUAAUUUCGUUCCUUCGUGGUGUAGCUCAUGGGUAGGCAAACUAAGGCCUGGGGGUCGGAUCCGGCCCAAUCGCCAUCUAAAUCUAGCCCACGGACGGUCUGGGAAUCAGCAUGUUUUUAUGUGAGUAGAUUGUGUCCUUUUAUUUAAAAUGCAUCUCUGGGUUAUUUGUGGCGCCUGCCUGGUAUUUUUUACAUGAGUGGAAUGUGUGCUUUUAUCUAAAAUGCAUCUCUGGGUUAUUUUGUGGGGCACAGGAAUUUGUUCUUCUUUUUUCAAAAUAUAGUCCGGCCCCCCACAAGGUCUGAGGGACAGUGGACCGGCCCCCUGCUGAAAAAGUUUGCUGACCCCUGUAUGGGGAAAUGUUGGUUGUCUGAAUUACACAUCCCUCCAUGAAUGUUGAUUGGCUUGAGAACCGAUGACAUUUAUCAGGUUUUAGCCAACUGAGAGAAAAUCCUUCCCAAGCUGCUUCUGCAAGCCGAUUCAUCAGUCAUAGUAGUAUCUUAAGUGGCUUUAAAUGGUUGCCUCUAUAGUGUUGGCAGAAGUAGGGGCAGCUGGAAAAAACAACAAAAGGCAGCCAUGCUGAUAUGUAAGCUAGGGAAGCAGAGCCCUCAAGUCCACAGUUGGGCAACGCCUUUAUUAUGGCCAACCAAAACAUUGCAAAAUGGUAUGCCAGCUGCAACUUUUGAGUUCUCCGGUAUGCAUGAUCAGGCAGGAUGUUACCCAAAGCAGAGGCUGUGUGGAUAAGGACAUCAAAAACAGAACAAAAUAGACCCGCUGUUGAAGGUGUGAGCCUGCAUUUUUAUUCAGGUUGCAGACUGGCUCAGGUGUCUGCAGUUGUUAAGCUACGUCUAGGAUUCUGGGAUGAAGAAGCAAUGAGUGACCCCCAUGUUUGAAACGUAAAGAGUGGCUGUUACCCAGAUCUGCCUUGUUUAAACAGGAACACAGGCAGAUGCUUCCCACAGGCAGGCAGAUAGAUUCUAGCCUAGAUAAUGAGCCAGGCGGUGCUUGGAGCACUGCGUCUAUCUUUACAGUUGAUGUGCAGCUCCUCUUAGCAAAAUGACUUUCAUCAAUCUUCAUUCAGGAAGCUGCGCUGAAAGCCCUCAACCCACCCACCCCAACUCCCUUCUUUGGGAGACAAGAGAACAAGCCCAGUCAGAACUAUGCUAAUAGGAGUAACUAACACCUGCCUAGCAAGUGAUCGCAAAGAAGAGAUGGAAGGUGGCGCUCCUGCGAUUAGGCCUGCUCGGAAAAGAGAGAAAAGGGUGUUGCUGUUGUGGCAGUCACAUUUAAACAUGUGUGUGGUCUGCCAGUUGAUGCAAGAAAAUUCAAGCCCCAGGUGUCUCCCAUGUAGGAGGUUCGGCAUUGCUGCUAUUUGUGUAUACAGUCAUAUCUUGGAUCCCGAACGCCUAGAGUUGAACAUUUUGGCUCCUGAAUGCUGCAAACCCAGAAGUGAGUGUUCUGGUUUGCAGAUGUUCUUUGGAACUUGAACGUCCAGCGCAGGUUCCGAUUGGCUGCAGGACCUUCCUGCAGCCAAUUGGAAGUCACGCCUUGUUUUCCGAACGUUUGGAAGUCAAACAGACUUCCGGAACAGAUUCUGUUCGACUUCCAAGGUGCCACUUUAUAUGUGUGUGUGUGAGUGAAUCAGCCUUCAGGAUAACUCUCUCCUGCCCUCGGAUCCCUUGUCAGUGGCAUUGCCCUAUGAACAAAGUGGAGACCUGAGAGAGGAAUGUAUUCUGCUUAACAGAUAUAUUUGGUUGGUUGGUUUAUGCUGCCAAAGAAAAUCGUGUCCGUUCAGGUCUUCAACUCGGCUCUUCUGGGGUUUAACAGGCGUGUUCCUCAAGCAGUGGGGUGAGAGGCUAGAGAGCAAACGUGCUCAUCUGUUUUCAGCCUCUUUGAAAACCAGUCUCCCGCCCGCUCUUCUAGACCACAGAUAGCAACCUUGUUUGUUUGUUUGCUUGCUUGCUUGUUUUAAAACUGGAUUUUAUUUUUAAAAAUCCUAUAAAGCAUAAUCUAAAACAGUUGGAUUUUCUUCUAAGCGUCGAUGUCAAAAGGGACCGAACUGAGUCAAGGGGGAUGAAAAACAAAGCAAUCCAGCUGAGUGGACAAUGAUUCAGUCACAUGCUGGAGGAACAACACUGCUACUGUUAACACACUCUCCAGAAGAAAGGGGUGAGUCAAGAACUUCUGGUAUGAAGAGCUGCCCUGCAGGAUCAGAAGAAUGUCGGUCUAGCCCAGCAUUCUCUUUGUAGUGCUGCGCAGUGGUUAGAGUGUGGCCCUGAGACCUGGGAGAGCAGGGUCAAUUGCUGGCUCUCAGCCUAACCUACCUCACAGGGUGUGUUGGGAAAAAUGGGGGGGGGCAGACUAUGUUCAGCACCUAGAGUUUCCUGGAGGAGAGGGAGGCUGUGCAUAUUUCUCACAGGCCACACAGGUGCCUUUAGGAGUUCACAAAGGGGGUGUGAAGGUCUUAUCCUCUGGUAGCCUAAAAAUACUUUGGAGGGGAAAUUUCUUUUUUUAAGAACUCUCUUUUUUCAGUUUUUCCAACAAGGGAAAAAAAUGAUUUUGGAAGAGCCAUUAAAAAUGGUUCUGUGGAAUAUUUUCACUUUUGGAAUGGGUGAAAUGUUAUUUGACAUGAGGUUUCUUUUGUUUACUACAAAAUUGGUGGUUUCUCUUUUCAGCCUUUUAUUUCUCUCCCUCCCAAACCUUUCAGAUGGCAAAAAUCAAGCUACACGAGCUGAGGUAGCAUGUGGUAUAACAGUUUUUCAGCUUGCUCUCUCUAGUGCUGGGUAUGGUUGCAGUGUUACUUGUACAAAAUAAGGCAGUUAUAUUUCAGGAGACUGCAAUCCUAUCCUAAGGAUGCUUACCUGGGAGGGAGCUCUACGAAAUAGUCUUGAAUUUUCUUCCCCCAACCUGGGUGACCAAAAUCCACGGUCCUUUAACCUCUCUUCUUCAUGGAUGCUGUAUACCUGUUCUGAAAAACCCUCAUUCUUCUGCCUUUCAGCCAGAGAUACACUUGGGCAGGGGGUGGCAAUGAGCAGUUUUACUGAGCGAUCCUAUGACAGCUGCUUAAGUGGUGUUCAGACUUCUGCACAGAGCGAGGAGAUGUGUAGAGGCACCGAUGUGUAUUAUUCAGGAAUCACAGAUGGCUGAACUUCUUCUUUUGUUUGAGACGCUUGGGUCUCCUGCAGAAAGUGGAGGUCCCAGUUCUUACUCAGUUAUGUGAAGUGACAUUUCCCUCCCUUCAGUCGAAGCUAAGUGGCUUAAGAGUCUUAUUUGCACAGGGGCUGACACACGCAUGCAUAUGAAAGGGCGCUUGCAUGUGUAAAUUGUGUUGGGCUUUUUCCCCCUUGCAGGAAGUUUACAGUUGGAAGGUCUAAUCCUUUCUCAGUUGCUGCUGUCAUAUAUUUCUCUGGCAAAAGCUACUGCUUGGGAGAUGAAAUUGUGCGUGUGCAUAUUCAUUCUUGGGAACUGCUUUUCCAUCUUUAAAACGUGAUAUGUGAAAUGUUAUUUGGAUGCUUCACUUUUCAUAUGUCUGCAGGCCCUACUUUCUUAUUUAUGGAACCUAGCUCUGGGGGAAACAAAGCACAGGGAUCUUCUGACAUAUCUAGAAAACCUGCGAUCUGACUGUCAUACUUUGAUCCGGGUGGGGGGGUGUGGCUGGUGUUCUCCAAAGAUGCUGGAAAUUAGAGAGAAGCAGAUAGGGUUUUGGGGGUACUUGGCCAGUAGCUGCUGCUGGAGUCUAGUUAUUGCAAAAUCUUUUUCCAGCUCUGCUGCCUUUUGGGUAGGGAAAUUGAAUUAGAUGACCUUUGAUUCCUUCCAAGUCUCUGAACCGCCAUCUGAUAUAACAGUUGCAGCUAUUGUGAGUGAGGGCCCAGUUCCCUCAACUCCCAUCUGGGCUUCAAGGAACAAAAACUGGGAUGAGGUAGACCAGUGUUUUCAUGCUUCCUUUUUAUUCAACCCAGAAAAACAGGUAGCAAAAAAGGAAAAGAAACAUGGUGUGUUUGAGAGGUGUAAAUAACUCUCCGUUUCUUGGCUGUAACUACGUGCACCCAAAGCAUUAACCUGCAUUUUGGUUUCCUGCUGAGGACCUUGAUCUCAUUCUCUUUCCCUUUCCCCUUCAGCCAGAAUACCAAGACGAUCUCACUUCCCUGUUCUUUCUCUCCAGCCCCCCUGCAAACCCCACUGCAGAUGAGCCAUUGACAGAGUCACGGAUGACACGUCUGCACGCGAGAGCCAACCCUUUCACCCUCCUGCCUGAGGAUGAGCAAGCUGUGGGGCUUGCAGAACGGUGACCUGGAGCAGAGUCUUCCCGCCAUUGCAUCCUCUCUUUCCCACAGCUCGGGCCUCUCCCCGCACCACUUCUUCUCUCCCGAGAGGAGGCGAGCCAUUUCUGACGUGCGUCGGACCUUCUGCCUCUUUGUGACCUUCGAUCUUCUCUUCGUCUCGCUCCUCUGGAUAAUUGAACUGAACGUGAGUGGAGGAGCUGGCCUUUGUGAAUAUGGUUUCCUGCUUCCCCCCGGGGUUUGGCUUAAACAAGGAUCCCAGAAGUGGUUGUCCCUAAACAUGUUCAUAUAGCAACGGCAGUGAGUCAGGCUCAGUUUAAAACAAAACAAAAAAACAGGGAGUGCCUCUCUCUGAGAGUCCAGGCAGGCAGAAAGCAGUUGUGGCAGACUCCUCUGAGCUGGUUCCCCUCACCGCCUCUGCCUUGAGCUGUCAGUGUGCUGCUUUCAUCGCAGCCCACAAGUCUGUCCGUUGUCGGGUAUUGUUAGAUCCCAGGGUGAGUCUGCUCAGGUGCUGAUGCUGCUUGGGCCAAGAGCAACACAUGAGAUUGGAGCCCCAUUCAAGGUUUCUGCACACGGUGGAAUUGUACACAGUGAACAGGAAGUUGGGACGUGCCAGGUAGCCCCUUCUGCAUGGCAUCCCCAUGUACAGAGCAAACCGUUUAAAGGGAGGGAGUCUUCACAUAUAUAUAGUCUUUCAUGGGAUCUGCAGGCUAUUAACACACAGGGUUCAAGAUCACAGGGAAGCCUGUGCAUGCUGAAGCUCCCUCCCUCCUUUCAGACCUUUGUGUUGCAUGUGUGUGAGGGAGGGGAGAGCUGCUGAUCUGGCUGUCCUGCCCAGCCACAUAACGGCUUGAAGGGCCAUCAGAGAUCUAACCGUCACCCAGUUGCAAAUCACUCUUAGAAAUUAGCCAUGUGCUGGGUGCCUUUUGCAAGUGGCGCAGGUCCAACUGGAACCAUGUGGAGACCUCUAGAUUCCAGGUUGGCAACUGACAUCUCCAUCUGGCUGGCCUCUCCAGCUUUCUUAAGUGGAAAAGCUUAUUCAUUGCAUUUAUUUUGCACCUUUUCCUCUGAGGUGUACAUGGCUCACCUCUGCCUUCAGUUAAUUCCUACAAUGUCUCCGUGAGGUAGGUUAAGAGGCAGUGACUGGCUCAAGGUCACUCAGUGAGCUUCAUGACUGAGUGGGGAUUUGAAACCUGACCUCCCAGGUCCCAGUCCAACACGCUAACCACUGCACCGCACUGGCUUCCUGGAGUACUUAUGCUAUGGGACAGCUCUAUUAGUUCAAGUAGGUAGAUAAAUUUGAGGAAAGCAAAAUGUCACUUAGAGUAGAAUCUGAAAUAUUUUCCUUGAAGCUUGCAUUUGUUUUAUUUGAUGCUUUGAUGUGUUAUAAACUGCUUUGAGAAUUUUUCUUUUAAAUAUAAAGCAGGAUAGAAAUAAAAUGAAUAAUAAUAAUGUUUCACUAAAAAGAAAAUGUGCCUAGACAUUCCGUUGUGGUGACUGUAACUCAGGUUUAAGGUGCCAUUUGGCGAUAUCAGCUUAUAUAUCUGAGUUUCUAACACUGUUGCAAGUCCUUGUUUUACUGCUCAUCUUUAGGUAGAAAAAGAGUGAACUCUUCUUCCUCCCCCUCCUAUUAUCCGGGGGUUCUUUGUGAGCUCAUUUCGGUCUCAGAAGGAGUAAACCAAAUCAGAGGCUGAACUGAGUUAGCAAAUUGUUAGUCCCAGAUUUAAAUGAUAAACAAGCCUGAGAUAAGCAGUGAGUCAUUGCUUAGAACUGUUCUAAUCAUUGGGCUGAAAGGAAGGAUAAAUCCAAAUGUUGUCCUCGCCCACAAAGAAACCCACACAAAUCUGGACCAGUGCACGCUGCAAGCUUGUGGCAGGAAGACCGAUGACUCAAGCAAGUGACCUACACGCUACAGAAGCGGGAGCCAAUCUGACCUUGCAGGAAAAAUUCCUGACCUCACAUGUUUUCAGAUGGCUCAACUAAGCGUCAGGAAAACCCUACCCAUUAAUAUAAAGCAAUGCUAUGAUUCCCCUGGAAGCAGUGAUUGCUGGCACCAGCAUAUUGAAAGUCAGGGGUGAGGAACCUCUAGCUUGGAUCCCAGUUUGGCCUGUGUGGAUGUUUUCUCCAAACCAUGCCCACCUGCCCUACACAUGAUGUCAUAUGUGAUAUUUGGUGUGGGGCAGUAGAGACAUGGUUGGAUCAUCUGCACAACCAAACUCUCUGUGGGAGCUCAGAUGCUCAGCUGAUCCUCGCAGAGAGCAGGCUUUAAAUGAUCACAGGUCAGAGCAUUGCAUUAAAGAGUCCCAGGCUGGCAUUGUGGUGUGUCUUAAUUUAUUUGACUUUAAUCUUGCCAAUCUGCAGGCCACCAAAAGCAUCCAGGAGAGUCUGAAGUAUGAAAUCAUCGAGUACAACUUUAAAACGUCCUUUUUUGACAUAUUUGUAAGUAUCCUGACAAAAUUGUCGCUUGCAGUAAUAGCCAAGGGGAGACCUGGAGGUGGGCAUGGCAGGCGGAGUGCAGGGGAAUGCCAAAGGAGCCAUGAAGUCAGUACACAGGCAGCUUCAGUAGUCUGUGCAUUUCGCAGAACUCCUUGUCUGUUAGGCCCUACCUGGAUAAGAGUCCUGUGAAAGCCUGAAAGUUUGCCUAUUCUUGGUGCCAGUUGAGGUUGAUUCACAAAAAGAGAUUUUAACUUCUCUGCGUUUUUGAGACCUUCACAGGGGCCUUCUCAUGAUUUGCCUCUUGUGUUCCUUCUUACAAGCUCUUGGCUUUCUUCCGGUUUUCGGUGCUGCUCUUGGGAUAUGCUGUCCUCAAGCUCCGCCACUGGUGGGUCAUUGCGGUAAGAAGUCAACUUUUUACCUUGCUCUCAGAGACAUACAUAACAUUGAAUUGCAGCUGUAGUUUGCUUGCUUGCUUGUUUGUUUGUUAAUGGGCUUCUCUCUUCUGUCCCCACCCUCCAGAUCACUACAUUGGUGUCCAGUGCCUUCCUGAUUGUGAAAGUUAUCCUUUCGGACGUGAGUUGCUGAUAGCAAACAUGGAUUCUACUCUAAAUCUUUAUGGUCCCUUUCCAAAACCUCGGAGCAAAUUGCAAGCCUUUAAAAGCAGACGAUGCAAAAUUUCAGUUUUUUAAAAAAUGGGAACAUUUUAAACUUCAGGGCUGCUUGUUGGUUUGGGGGUACAAAUGGAUGGUUACAAGUGCUUUGGGUGUAGUUGUUCCGCGACAAAUACUGGAGAUCAUUUCAUAUGAAUCAUGUCGUCUCCUUUUUUUUUCAUCAACAGCUGCUGAACAAAGGGGCUUUUGGCUAUCUCCUGCCCAUCAUUUCCUUUGUCCUUGCCUGGCUGGAAACAUGGUUUCUGGAUUUUAAAGUCUUGCCCCAAGAGGCUGAGGAAGAGCAAUGUGAGUCUGUGUUGAGUGAGGAUGGAUGAAUGGAAGAAAUCUCCUACCCUGGUAAAAUUGGUUUUGACAGCCCUGCUGGUGUCGUGUCCCAUGUUUUGUGAGGGGGGUGAGAGUGGCAGCACUCAGAAAGCAGAUGACCUUAAGGGUUCAUGGACGCAGGUUGCUGUAUUUACAGUGGGUAUCGCUGGAUCCACAUUCUGAUGCCUCAAGGCCUUUUAAUAGGUUAGAUUAGUCCUAUGCAAGGAAAGCAUUGAAAAGCAAAAUAAUGCAAAAGAUUACUCUUCCAUUCUGUGUCUUUGGGGUUUUAUUUUUGCAUGUUGAGAAAAGGGUUUAAAGAUGACAAAACUAAGCAAGCACUUUGCCACGAUUGGAUUAGGGAAACGCUCAGGGUUGCUAGGAGGAAAAAGCUCUCUAUUGCAUUAGAUGCUUAAUUGCUUUGGAGAUAUGAUAGGCAAAGAGGCCAUCAUUCUCCAUGUAGAUAACAUGUCUUGUCUCCAGCUGAAAGGUUGAGGGGGGAAGCAGCUUGGCCAACUCCUAAAGGGUAGUGAUAAAUCUGCUUAUCUGUGCAAAGGUGUCUGGUUGUGUUAAGUGACAAUACACUGCCUUGUUGUUGUGCAACAAAAUGCCCAAGUUUAGAAUACACCAAGUGCAUCUGCAUACAUUUAUUAGGUUUCCUUUUGGCUUUCUUCCUGUGAUUCAGAGUUUGCAAUGCGUUAAAACGUAUAGUGAGUCAACGAGGUGAAGAUACUUCCUAGUAUUCUUCCAUAACCAUCAGGGCUAGAAACUUGUGCAGGCACAAUGAAGUUGGAAAGGAUGUCGAGGGUGAUCCUUUCUGAUCCAUAUGACUCUGGUGCUCUCCCUCGACAACCAAGGGCCCACGUAUUUAAAAUGCCAGGCCAACAUCCUUCUGCAAGCUCAGUACUUGGUUGAGAAUCUGCAAAUUGAAGUUGCUGGAAGUGAAAUGCUUCAACCUGCGUGCUCCUUUCACUGAGCUUAGCUCUUCCCCCUUCCCAUACCUGCUUGGGCAGAUCUUCAGCUCAAGCCACCAAGUUAGGAGGCCAGCCCAGUCCUAGUGUUCUCCACUCCGUUCAAGCUUGAGAGGCCAACUUUUGCCUCUUUCUCCAGGGCUUGUACUUCCCUGGUCUUUCAUUCUGAGCUGCUCAUCAAAUAACUCAAUGAAGUUAUUGUUCUCAGUUUAUUAAGGGAGGCAGAAUUACCGUACUGAGAGGAUUGCUGGCUCUUCUCAAGCACAGUUCUGCCCUUUCUCAGACAGCUUUUCCUCCCUCAUCUGGGGGUCACACAGGUUGAGCCAGGGAUAUAAAUGCAAUGCAAUAUAAAUGAGCUGAUUUCCGCCCCCUCCUCUUUCCAGGGUACCUGGCAGCUCAAGCUGCUGUGGCCCGAGGACCCCGUCUUUAUUCAGGGGCGCUUUCAGAUGGCCAGUUCUACUCCCCUCCAGAAUCUGUUGCAGGUAAUGACAUUUCUUCCAAAAACUUGGGUAUGAUGUAUUUCUGAAAGUCUGUCUCUAACUGAGCACUGGUAAAAAAUAAUAAUAAUAACUCACUCCUCUCUUUACCAGUCAGUUAAUGUGUACAGAGUGUAAUAUGAAAGUUGCAAACACACAAGAUUGCCACUCCUCUUCUGAGCUGCAGUAAUCUAAAGCUUGUUUGAGCCCAGCCAAGCUCUCUUAACUUCUGUGUUACAAGAAGGGGCCAGUCAUAACAUGUACAUCUCAUAUGCCCCAUUUCUGCAGUAUCCAUGCUUUCGUUCACAAGAGAGAGGGAGAGCACAAAGGGUUAUUUCAGGAAUUCUCAGCCUAAUUCCUGGGAAAUUGUAGUGUGUCGCAAGAAAUACAUGGACCAAAAGGUCCUAUUGGCUGUAUAUUCCUGUCCACACAGGAGGCAGCCCAUUGCGUCCUUGCAUGAUCCAGUGUUCUGGCCUUACUUGUCUUCUGCAGAAGUUGAAUUGGGAAGACGUAACUCUGUUGCAUCUGCAUUAGGUGACACUGGGAUCUGUCACUCAGUCUCAAUGCAGAGAUGCAGCACUAUUGUCCAUCCUCUAAGGAGGCUACCUGUUGCAUCUCUGUGUGAAUUACUUCUCUGGGCUUCCUUCCAGUCAGGCAGCACACUUAAGACCAGUGACUCAGGCAGAAACCCAGGAGAAUUGGCUGCCUGGAGGUGGGUAAUUCCUACUCUGGCAUGCUCCAGCCAUCAGAUGAAUCUUGCUCAGCAGCCAACGGACAGUAAAUGCCUGAUAUUCCUAAAGAUGAACUUGUGUGAACAAACAGCCUUGAAAUUGUGCAAUGCUGCUUCGUAUCCUAUGCUUAACACUUCCAGAUCUCCCAUCAUUUAACUUUUAAACAUUUCCUUUUCCCCCCUCGUUCUCUAGGAUCAGAUGACUCGGAUGAUGAACUUUUGGGAAAGAGGACAUUAACUGACCAGGUAAGCCCAGUGGUGUAGCUAGCCGCUCGGGUGUCCGGUGCAUCCUGCAGCCAGCUGCCCAUGAGGGCAAGGCAAGCCAAGGCAGGGCAUGCUGCGUGGAGCCUCUCCGCAGCCUUCCCCUCAGCUGUAGGGAGGCUGAGGCGGUGGGCAGACUCGAAAAAGCAACGCGGAGCUUGAAGGCAGUCCUCCCACCGCCUCCCCCACAGGAGAGAUGCGUGGCUCAGGCACGCUGCAGGCCCUGCAGUGUGACGCCCAGUGCCCCCUGCCUCACCUAACCAUGCCUCUGGAUUAGGCAGAUUCAUGGAGGAGAGGACUGUCGAAGGCUACUAGCCAUAAAGGCUGUGCUCUGUCUGCAAAGUUGGAGGCAGCAGUGCUUCUGGUUUCUGGAAAUCACUCAAGGAGAGAGUGUUCCUGCAGUGGUGUAGGAAGGGGCGUGCGGUGGGUGCAGGAGUUUUUUUUAAAAAAAGUGUUGUGAGCCCAUUAUUUAUCUAUCUAUCUAUCUAUCUAUCUAUCUAUCUAUCUAUUUAUUUAUAAACACAUAUUUUUGCCAUUUUGUCACACACACCCCUCAGUGAUGACACCCGGGGCAGUCCGCAGCCACCGCACCCUCCUUCCUAUGCCACUGGCUAAGCCUUAUGUGAGCUGAGCAGCCCCUUUCGCAUUUGCUUUCAAUCAGGUGGAAAAGCCUCAGUUUCCAAAGAUUGCUAGUGUGGUCAGAAAUACACCUCAGUGUUGUGGGGGCUGCAUGGACGGCAUCUCGCAAACGCAAUUGUUUCCUACAGCUCAUUCAUGCCUUACAGGUAGGGUUUAAUAGACCUUGACCUUGUUUCCCUUGGCGUAGGAGGGUUGUCCCUAGCCACAAGCCCUUGUCUGAACGCUGUUACUUUCAUUCGCAACACGCAGGGUACAUUCCAUAAAUGUUUCGGCAGCAUGCAUGGCCCACCAAAAUGGUUAUCACAGGCACCUACUCAGUUUAGCAGAAGGGGUAAUGCAUUGUUGAGGGGCUGAUGUGUAGCAUAAUGGCUAAUCGCAUGGGUCAGAAAGCCCCUGGUCUAAAUUUUGGCUUGGCUAUGAGAAGAGGCUGGGGUAACUCAGCUAAUCCACUGUCUCUCAGCCUCCAUUUGCCCCUGAUCUAUGUUAAGCCCACUGUCCUCUCUGGCAGCCAGGUUGAUGGGUAAAGGAAACCAGUGUAGGCUUAAGACUAGCUCCAGGUGGUUUGUAGUGGUUAGGUGCUGCUUGUAUGUACUCGCACCCAGUCACCAGUUUUUCAAAAAGCAAUAAUUGAAUUUCAUAAAUGACAUUAUUAUUAUUUAUGCACAAUUUUUUUGUGUAUGCAUGCAUUCUUCCAAAAGCUUCUUUAAAUAAGAUUCAUUUCUGCACGCUGUGUUCCUGUUUUUAAUGCAUGCACAUUUCAUAGUAACUAUAAUAUAAUUCCCACGCUUAUGUUCCCAAUGCACUUUGGUUUCCGGAAUCGACCUGUUCAAUGCCUUCAGGCAUCAGUAAUUUUAGAUAGGCUUGUACCACUCUCACAACUUGCAGUGCAACUGCAGACACAACAGUAGAGCAUCCAUUGUGUUAUUUUAGGUAACAUGGAUGCACGCACGCACACAAUGAACAUUCUCCUCCUUGUCUUUUGGUAAAGGUUCAGAUGACUGCCAGAAAAACAUGGAUUGUUUCUCUUGUUCUUUAACCGACAUGCAGCCUUGGAGUCUUGAUUAUAACAAAUUUUUAUAGUUAGCUUAUCAAAUUGAUUAACUACCCUCAAACUAUGUGAGGAGAGUGUGAAAUACUUCAGAAUUCUCAGAAUCCCAAUCUUUGUUUUGUGGAAGUCAGGUUAUAUAUAUAUAUAAUUCGUUCCGCGAGUUUUGUCGUCUUGCGAUUUUUUUCGUCUUGCGAAGUACGGUGUCGGGAAAGUUUUGGAAAAGCUUCAAAAAUCACCAAAGUCUUUAAAAACCUCAAAAAAGGCUACCACACCGCGUUCUAUGAGUUGCUCCUCGAAGUCAAGUCGCAACUGUAUUAACGGUGUUAAGAAAAAGGAAUCAAACUUGCAAGAUGUUUCCGUCUUGCAAAGCAAGCCCAUAGCGAAAAUCGUCUUGCGAAGCAGCUCAAAAAACAAAAAACCCUUUCGUCUAGCGAGUUUUUUGUCUUGUGAGGCAUUCGUCUUGCGGGGUACCACUGUAUGAGAGAAGUCUGUUUCAUGAUAUGUACAUUGCUCUCAUCUCCUGUUGGCCACCAGGGGGCAGCAUUAAUCCAAAGCAGUUGACUCUGAAUUUUCACUUUCAGCAUCCCAAAUAAUUUGCUUUGUACAUUGCCAUUUGUUUGCUUUUAUGAUUUCUUACCUGCCCUUCACCACAAGGUUCCGACAAUGCAGAAAUGCAGUGUUAGAAUCACUUAAAACAUUGGUAGUCCAUUUACAAUUAUACUUUUGCCAGACCAUUAUUGGUUUUUUUGAAUUUAUGGGUCAGUGUUGAUGUGGUUUGGGUACUUGCCUGCAUCCUGGGAGGUCCUUAUCCUGCCUGGAGGUAGUUGCUGCUCACUCCAUGCGAGCAGUUGCACGACAGCCAGUACUUAUAUAUCAUAAGCCACGCUUACAUACUUACCUAGUUGAAUUGCAGCAGCUCUCCCUCUGCUGCCAGGUGGGGAUGGGAAGAAGCAGGAAGGCAACACUGAAAGCGAGCUGGGCAGGGGGGUGUUAGGCUGGUGGAGAGGCUUGGUUUCACUCAUUUCAGUGGGUCAACUCUUGAGUACAGUCUCAUCUGCACUAUGCAUUUAAAGCAGUAUCAUACCACUUGCCUACCCUCCAAAGAAUCCCAGGAACCAUAGUUUAUUAAGGGUGCUAAGAGUGGUUAAAGGUAAAGGGAUCCCUGACCGUUAGGUCCAGUCGUGGCCGACUCUGGGGUUGCGGCACUCAUCUCACUUUAUUGGCUGAGGGAGCUGGCGUACAGCUUCCGGGUCAUGUGGCCAGCAUGAUUAAGCCGCUUUCUGGCAAACCAGAGCAGCACACGGAAACACUGUUUACCUUCCCGCCGGAGCGGUACCUAUUUAUCUACUUGCACUUUGAUGUGCUUUCAAACUGCUAGGUUGGCAGGAGCAGGGACCGAGCAACGGGAGCUCACCCCGUCGCGGGGAUUGCCUAAACUGUGGACUGUUUGUCAUAGGAAAUGAAUUAACUGUUAGUUUUGUCCUAGGAAAGAGAAUACAUCCAACAAGGCAAAGCAGCAAUGGAGGUGGUCGACCAGAUCUUAGCCCAAGAGGAGAACUGGACAUUUGAGAGAUGCAGUGUAAGUUUAUGGUUCCUGAAAGAUGACUUAUCGCCCUUGCAGGGGGGAGGGCGGAAGCAGUGUCAGUCUUCUGAUCAGAUUUCGAAAAGAAGUAAGUGUCUAUUUUAAGCUGGACAGGGCUGUUCGGCUCUCCCUGAGCGUAACCUUAGCAUGUUUACUUUUAAGAAUCUUGGGGAGGGGAGCCUUGUUCUUCGGUAGCUGCUCUUUUAAAUGCCUCCCCCACAUGGUGAAAUAGCGGUACUGUCUUUAUUUUGCACACCACUUAAAAGCCUAUUCUGCAACUAAGCAGUAUAGAAAAUUAGGAUGAUGACUUAAUUUUCAAAAAGAAGUAAUGCUUCAAAUGUGUGACUCGACACCCCUCCUCCCCUCUUGAGAUUUUUUUUUUUUUUAAAGAUGCAUAUUUUUGCUAUUCCUGGUGGGGUGUUUUUUUUGCUGUUUCUGCUUUUGCUAUUCCUAUUAUGGUUUCUACCUUGAACUUGUGCAUCUUCUGAUAGCAGCACUGGAACCUGGCGCUUAGAGGAGAGGGUAGAAUAUUAGUAUGCUGUUAAACAGCCCUGUGUCCUAGCGAUGGGCAAGAGGCCUAAUUCAAUGCUGGAAGUUCUCGCAGUGCUGCGCAAAAGCAGCUCUGGCUUUCCACUGUGGAACUCAUGUGCCCUCCACCCCUCUCAUGCAGGAGUUUGGCGACACGGUUCACUCUCUGGAAAUGCCAUUCUACGGCAAGGUGUUCAUCCUGAAGGUAAGUUGCCUUGACUUUUCCUCUGAAGCCGAUGACUUGCAGAAGUCGCAGUCUUCCUCCUGCACCUUCAGUUAAAAAGAGAUGGAGGGUGGAGGCUGUUGCACAGGAAUUAAAAUCUGGAAGGAGUGUUGUUUGUAGGAUUGGGGGAGAGGAAGCAGAAUGGGUGAGGCAGCCAUCCAUUCUGUCUGGAUUCCUCUUUGGGGAUAUUGGGGGGGGGAUGAAUGUUAAUUUGCUUCUAGCAGCGAAACAAACUUUUGUUUCCACUUGCUUUGCCAAGCAUGAACUGAACUUGUGUUUUCAUUUUCUGGGAGCACGGAAUGUGUGCUGCCCAGUGGAAAUAAGACCAUUGCCACGGGGUAACUAAGCUUCCCAGAGAUCAUUCUUUAGUUUCCAUUGGCUUGGGUUAAUUUCAUCCCUCUUGGGAAACUUCCCCGUUGGAGAACUUGGGUGGCAGCGGUCUUCCUUUUUCAACAAAUCAGGGCUGGGCUGGGAACCUUUUUCAGCCCAAGGUCUGAAGUCCCUUUGGCAUUAUUUACUAUGGUCUGCUUGCCAGCAACGGAUGAGGCCAAAGUCACAGCCAUACAUCCACAUGCUCCCCCAUAAUUCACACAUCAAAGGAGUCUUCAUUUAAGUGACCUUUCUUGCAUCCUCCAUGCAGGCAUCCCCGUGCACUUCAAGGCGUAGGAAAAACCACAAGGCAAAAAUAUGGCAUUUUCAUCCAUUUUCAUUUAUUCCCUCUAUCCAUUCUUACUGCCCCUUUCCCCCAUAUUCAAGGCUCUUUAGGACUCUUCAGAGGCUUUUGGGGGGGAAAGGGCUGCUUGUUGGCUCUUCCUAGCUAGGUUCCCUUUGCAUCCCUUGGGGGACUUUGUAGGCGAACCCUCCUCAGAGGGACAGGGCAGAGCUAGUAAAAGAGAGCUGGGUGAUUAACAAGCCUCCCUCCCUUGCAGGCAAUUCUACAGUGUCCUGCCGAGAUAGUUUACCAGGAGAUGAUUCUUCAGCCGGAGAAGAUGGUCCUGUGGAAUAAAACCUUGUUAGCAUGCCAGGUAGGUCUUGGCAAACUCAGCUGCUAAUUACUUAUCCCUAAAUUUUAACUCCUGGCUUCAGUCACUCUCAAUCUCCUCUAGUCUUUGAUGAGGGGCAAAACAAGGAACAAAUGAAAACCUUUUGUAUGUGCAUCUCUCACCGCUGUGAAUUGUUGUCUGUGUUUCCCACUUAGGGAGGAAGUUUUGGGCUAGGGUGGAUUGUAUAUUGAGGUCCUUCCUUGAUCUCUGUUGGACGUGGCAACCUUUCAAGUUUUUCCUGUCCUACAGUUUCUGCAUGCUUCCUUGAGCUCCUCAGAAGCUGCUUGUGAUGAAGCUGCCACUGAGUGCCUUGUUUCACCUUUCUUAGCAUGAACGGGGAAGCUUUUGCCCCUUGGGAGUUUGACACCAUUUGCAUGGCUGAGGGAUGGGUUGCUACUUCUGCACUGUGUUGUGGGGUUUCUUCCUGAAGUGCCUGCGGGGGAGCAGGCACACAGGGCAAACAAUUUCACAUUUAGUUGAAACAGAACUGAGGUGUGGCAAAAUGAUUUAGAAGCGCAAACCAUCUAAUGGGAUAAACCCAACCCUGUUUAAGGCUCUCUGUGGCAUUCUGCAAGGUUGUUCGUGGUACAGCUUUUAGAUUUUGUUUUCUUGCAAGCAUGAGUCCUUCUGUCUUAGUUGAUGUCAAAGUCCUACACGGAGCCCUGCGCUCAACUGAACCAAAUGCUAUCACAAUUCCACCCCCCCCCCAUGUAACUGGGAAUUGUUUUUGUGAAGGUGCUGAACAUUUCCCAUUAGGUCUCUGUAUUUCCCAUAGGCAGCAUUCCUGGAGAGAGAGAGAGAGACUGUGUUUUCUUAGAUAGAUGGCAGCAGAGGUAGAGGGAAGCAUCUCGUUUUUCUUCUUUCUUGACAGAUCUUGCAACGGAUUGAUGACAACACAACUGUAUCCUAUGAUGUAGCAGCUGGUGCUGCUGCUGGCGUUGUGUCACCCAGGUGAGUCCUGGUUUGGCCUCGACCCUUGACAGUCCUUUCUUUUUAAAGGAGGGUGAUGACCUCUUGUUUUGUGUUCCCAGGGACUUCAUAAAUGUGCGUCGGAUUGAGAGAAGGAGAGACCGGUACAUUUCAUCAGGGAUGUCAACAGUUCACAGCGCACGUCCCCCUACUUCCAAAUAUGUCAGGUAUAAAGAGUCCUAUGGAUGGUGCUUUGAUCUAUUUUAUUACCUGUAGGUUUCCUCCGAUGCACUGGCUUAAAUCGUGCAUAAGUCUUUGACUUUUAAUUUCUGAAAAAUAAAAAGUUUCAUGGGCAAUCCACCUGGACAAGAUACAAUGCAAAUUACACUAGCACUUCCCAAAAUGAAAAUAAGACCUUGGAUACUUCUAAAACUGGGUAGCCUAGUAUGUAAUGUGAAAUGAGACAACAUGAAACUAUAUGGUAGUUUUAUGCAUAAUUUAGGGGGACUCCUCAGAUAUUUAGAAAUAAAAAUUAAAAGGGGGGAUUAACAACCUGGUUAACCAAGGACUGAAUGUCUUCUAGAACCAACAGAAUGCUAAGCUGGGGUGGGGAGAGAGGGAAUUAGCCUGGCUGAACCUCUGAUUGUUGUUUUUUUUUAAUGAUAUUUAUUAAAGUUCCACAAAGAAAGAAUCACAUCAACAUAAAAAGAAAAAUUCAAGAAUAAAAAGAAAAAUACACAAUGCAAAAUACAAAAAGAAAAAAAAAUUAAAAACAAUUCCCUCUUUUCAUCACUACUUUUACAUUUACUUGUUUCCCGGACCUCCUCAUACCUCCCUCUUUUGUAUUCCAAUUCAGUUUGUUAGUCCAGCAAUUCCUUUCCCUCCUUUUUAAUCCCAAUCCUUAAUCUUAAUAUAGUAUAACAUUAAAUUUUUACCUAUUAAAAACCAAUUUUUCCAUUCUUUUAACCUUUUUAAUCCUAAUCCUUAAUCUUGAUAUAUUUGUAGCUUUAAAGCCUGUACAGCAAGAAGCCACUUAAUUUCAAUCCAACAUCACUCUAACAUUCAUUAAUUUUGCAAUAUUUCUGUAAGUAAUCUUUGAAUUUCUUCCAAUCUUCUUCCACCGACGCUUCUCCCUGGUUGAACCUCUGAUUGUUUAGUAUCCUGGAGAGGUGGACAUUAGGUUCAGAGGAAUCUGCACCACAGGCUAAAAUAUCCCUGUGCUGUAUGGGGAAGUUUUAUGAGGAAGCAAAGGGGAAAGGGCACCUUUUCCCUUUCUCUUUCUGCAGAACUAAACCUGAGCUCUUCAGUGCCAAAUAGCACAAUAGGGGAAGGUUUCAUGAGGAUGGGGAAACAAGAAAGGUGUUUUGCAUGUGACUGACAGUCAGUAACCCUUGAUCCUUGGGGAAGUCGCGGGUGUUGAGGUGUCCACUCAAACCAGCUUUUUUUUUUCUUUCCUUUUUCUUUCUUUUUUUUUGGAAUGAUUUUUAUUAAAAUUUCAGUGAAAGAUUAAACAGAAAAACAUAGAAAAAAAUACACAAAUACACAAUACAUAAUAAAAAACAGAAAAAAAAAGAAACAGAACAAUUAAAAAACAAUAUCACCUUUCCAUUUCCGUUUUUGAAUUUACUUAUUUUCUGGACCUCCCCAUACCUCCCUCUUUUGUAUUUCAGUCCAAAUUGUUUGUCCAGCAAUUUCUUUUCCACUUUUUUAAUCCCAAUCUUUAAUCUUAAUAUAAUAUAUCAUUAAAAUUUUACCUGUUAAAUACCAAAUUUCCAUUUCCUUCAACUUUUUUAAUCCUAAUCUUUAAUUAGUCUAUCUAUAACUUUAAAUCCUGUACAGCUGGAAACCACUUAUUUUUAAUCCAACAUCACUCUAACAUUCUUUAAUCACUCAAACCAGCUUUUCAACGAAAUGGUUCUUCAGUGCUUCCUGGGUGUCUAGUCCAACUUUGGCUCCCAGCUGCUGGCUUGUGAUGAGCAGAGCUCUUGCCCGAGCAUCAAGGCCCCCUUUGCUGUUCUCAGAGCCUCUGCCUCAGGUGACCAGCCAGGGUGUCUUGGCUCACCAACUUCAUUUUUCUGACUAAUAGCAUUAAAAAGUCAUUGGCCUUUAGCUCAGCGUCUGCGUAGCUGUUGGGGGAAAUCUGUGAGAAGGGCAGCGUACAUUCCCCACAUCGCAUGCGCAUGAUGAAAUACAGUGCUCCUUGUCUCUUUGUCUUGAUCAAGCUGAUUGGAUUUCUAGCAUUUGAAAUGCGUGGGAAGUGGUUGAAAAUACGAGUUUUCUACUUCAGGUGUCCACACACUGAAACGGAACAGGCAUGACACCUGUUGCACCCUGCUCUUCUCUUGCCAAACACCAUUCCCUCUAAACUGCUGCUGCCUUUCUGGUUUCCACUUUGCCAGGCAAGAAGUUCCAAGGGCCCUACACAGCUGGGUUUAGUUUCCCUUGGAUGGGGGUGCACGGAUGACUUCGGAUUACUUUUGUAAAACUUGCUUUCGGUGACAGCAAACACACUCCUCCAGCAAGACAGGAGCUUUCUCUUUUAAAUGGGAACUGAGGCACUCCCAUAGAAAUGCAGCACAUGCACAGAUGCUCGUGGCUUCUGACGUUAUUAAUGGCCUGGCCUGGGCCCAAGGUAUCUGUAAGAACCCAUUCCUCUAUGGCCCAUGCCAUAAAACCCCUGCUGCAUGUAUCAGCAUCUUCAGAAAAGUGCUCAGGGAGGGGGUUUUCUGUCUCAUUUUUGGAAGAGGAGGCCUGCCAGGAUCUUCUUUGUGCUGGGGACUGAAAAAAGUGUGGCUCUCAAACCGUAUCGGGGGAUGGGGGGAAUUCAGUUACUCAUAAGAGGGGGGAAAUUGGUAUGUGCUUGAUAUUUUCAUGAUUUCAGAGUACACUGCUUUGGGCACAGGAUUUUAUAUAUCAAGCCCAAUUCUAUCAUGGGCAACCUUCCAGGGGCUGUAUGAUGGCGGAUGGGGUGGGGCCACAGGCAAAAGUAGAUGGGGCAAUGGGUCUGCCACUUGCAGAUAUUCCACCCAUGAAAAAGCCAGGUUUCUGCAAAACUCUUCCGUUCUCCAGCCAGACAAGCGAGAGACAUGGUCGCAGUUCAAAGACACAUUCCAAUCAGGAAAGAACACUUCCGGGCCAAGCCAGGGGAGAGGGGGCAUGGCUUAGGGAGUCCAGAGGGCCAGGUGGAGAGACACAGAGGGCCACAUUCAGCUCCUGGGCAUGUGGCUCCACACAUCUGUUCUAGGUUCUAGGUAAUAGCCAGCUAUUAAAUUGCUUCUGCUGUGACAACUCUCCCCGUUGUUGGCUUUUUCCAGGGCGGAAAAUGGUCCAGGUGGUUUUGUUGCUCUGAAAUGUCCCACUAACCCGAACCUCUGUACCUUGUUCUGGAUACUCAAUACAGACCUCAAGGUAAGGCAUGUCUUGUCCUUGAGUGUUUUCCGUUGAAUGAGCCAGAUUGUGACCAUUUCUCUCCUGCUCUACCACUGUUGUGUUUUGCUUUUUAAAUGGCUCGUUGUCACGUCCAAGGUCUCAAACCUUGGAAAUUUCUGGGUCCUGAUUAGACGUUUUUCACGUGAAUCAAACGGCAGUGUGGCCCAGAUGCUGUAGUGGCAUUAAAAUCUAUUCCUGCUCCCCUCUGAUGAACGUGGUAUGUGGUUGUACUGCUGAGGAUCAAGAUGUGCCUCGGAGAAUGGUCCAAGUAAGAGGUGAGGGCUGCUCUCCCUCCAGAAUGCAGAAUCAGACCAAUUGCAUAGCUUUGCUAGCCAAUGAGUGCCCUGUUUGGGGAUAUAACUUGGACCUGAUGAGAUGAAAGAGAGGUGCUGAACAGAGGAAUAUGUAGGAAAGAGGGAGAUUUUAAGGAAACCCUACGUUGAACCACCCUGAGAUCUAUGGGUAUAGGGGCAAUGUACAAAUUUAAUAAAUAUAGUGGUAGUGGUAGUAGUAAUAGUAGUAGUAAUACUAUCCUGUGGUGUUUAUAUACCUAACAUAACAGUGUUACCUGUAACAAAAUGUUGCGGUGUGACUGACAACCCACUGACACAGUUAAGGAUUAUCAUGCUUGCCAGCUGGGAUCAGAAAUUGCUCAGUUCUGUGGUUCCUUUCUCUGUGGCAUUCUCUUAAUCUUAUGGUUUAAGGGGAGGAGCCAUAGCACCAUUGUAGACCGCAUGCUUUGCAUGUGGAGAAACCCCAAGUUGAGCCACUGGCAUCUCCAGGUAGAUAUAGGGAAAGCGCUCUCUUAUGAAAACCAGGAGAGCUACUGCCCAGUCCGUGUGAACCACCCUUGAGGUAGGUGGACCAAUGCAUGGAUUCAACAUAAGGCAGCUUCCUAUAUUCCUGUGUUCAUUUCUACUGCCCCAGCUUAAAGAGAGCAGUGGUUGAGCACAUGCUUAGCACUGGAUGCCUCGGGUUCAUUUAGUGGUAUCUCCAAGCAAAGGGGAUGUUGGGCAAGGACCUGAGAAAUGGUGCCAGCUUGGGCCAGGCAGACCACUGCAGCUUCAGAACCUGUAUCAGAGUUGAAGAUGCUUCUCCGGCCUCAUCCUUCGUCUCUUCUUGCAGGGCCGGCUUCCCCGCUACCUCAUCAACCAAAGCUUGAGCGCCACCAUGACGGAAUUUAUUUUCCACCUGCGCAAACGUAUUAUGGAGGUCAUGGCGAGGUCUUAGGUUCUUGGAACUCCUUGCUCUGAUGUUGCCUUUUGAGCGUGCUCAAACCCAACAAGGUCCAAAGAACUGGAGUACCUUUCUUCUUCUUCUUCUUCUUCUCUCUCUUCCUGCCAGAGAACAAAGACAAAAUCUCACAGCUGACGUUCUGGAUCAGGCUGAAGAGCCUUUCCUUGUGUCUUCAGGUUGUCAGCCAGGUAAAGGGCUGAAGGUGAUGACCAAAUGGCAAGAGGGAGGUCGAGACAAAGCAGGUGGUCCGUGCCCAAGCGAAUUGGUGAGAAGCACCAAGGUGGCUUCUUCCAGCCUUUCACCGAUGAUCAAAGUUAACAUUGCUACUAGAACUUGAGCCAUUUAUGGAUUCCGAUGUGCCAAAUUCCUUCAUGAUCAUGCUUCCAGAAUCUGCCAAGUGCUUACCUGUAUAGCCCCCUUCCUUUCUCCCUGGGUGUAAUCAUGAUUUGUGUGUCCAUAAACUUAUCCAGUUGCCUUCCAUGGCGGAACAGACGUGCACCAUCAGAUAACCUGCGCACACAGUCACACGGCUGAAGUGCAGCAGGUUAAGCCAGAAAGUGUCCCAGGCACUGCUACUGGUCGUCCACCUUUCAGCAUAGCUGUGACGGCGUCAUGAGGUUUUACUGCCCGAAUGUUUGGAUGAAAUUUGCCUAUUGUAUGCUUGGUAAUGGCCAGAGAGAAUGAAAUCUCCUGCCCCCUGUCAAGUACCUGGUCUUCAGUGGUGCACCAAAACUGACACCUUGGGUUGAAAGCAUUGCUGUUCCCAGUUCCGUGUUGCUUUAUUUUCCAGUUUCUCCUCCUGCCCAUGAGUAGCAAAGACUAUAAAAUAAGCUUCCGUAGACUAAACUGACCCUGUGGUUGGUUGGUGGUUCCUGGGUUUGAUUGUGGCCUCAUCAUUCUGGAGUAGGCUUCAAAUGUUAGUAAUGGAGGCCAAGAUCUAUAAUUGGUUCUAUUGACUUGUUAAUAUAUAGAGAGGCCAGAGCCCUUAUCUGCCACUCCAGAGUGUGUGUGUGUGUGUGUGUGUGUGUAGUGGAGGAGCAUCCUUGAAAACUUCCUGCCUGGUGCCUAUCAGAGCUAAGCAUUGAAAGCAGCCUGUUGUUUCAUGAAGCAUGAGCUGGGUUUGCCAUAGAAGUGAGACUAGUAUAGACCUAUCACCAGAGCAGAUGUUUAUAUUAACCUCCUUCCUUCGCUCCCCAAAGUCCUUAAGUUGCCUUCCUCUGCUUUCCUGCAUUCGCUGUUGAUAACCAGUAUUCUCCAGGUGAAAAACUACGUAGCUCAUGAAUCAAUCUUCAGAGCCUUGAGUUAUUGAGUUCUGUGUCUCUCUCCCCACACCCCGCCUUGCUUGGGUGUAGAAAGCUGGAGAUGUGGUGGACAUAACAUCUACAGGCCUUUUGGUCUGCCAUUGACUGAGUGGAAUCGUCAUUUCUAAUCCCUUCAGAGGAUCAGCUUUGGGACACAGGAGGGUGGGGCAGAAGUGAAAUGCCUUUGCUUCAACAUAAUAAGUGCAAUAAUCCUGGCACAGAGCUAACAUGCAACUUACCAGAAGUGUCCAAAGUUCUUGGCCUCCAGUGUCAACUGUUGUCCAAAGCCAUUUGGGUUAAACCGCACUGACUCCUGUGAUUCUCCACUGCAGCGGGACAGCUUUCAGCAGAAGUAGUAUGGGGGAUUGCACAGAGAUUGCAGCCUUAAGGCAGAUAUUUUGUGUUCUCUCCCAUCCCACUGCAGUCUGGCUCGUAUGUGUGGGAGAUGACUUCUCGAGCAAUUCCUGUACUUUUAAAGGCUCUAGAAUCAGAAUUAGUCUUGUAGCAAGAGUCACGCAUGGCUGCUUGCUCGCUCAGUGCAUUUUAAGACCCCCAAGGCAGGACUUGAGGUCAAAAGGUUGAAAUGAAAGCAAAUAAAUAUAUUCUGCACUGGAUUUCUUGCGGGGAGUAAACUGCACACCUGGCUUACACAACAACAGGGCAACUAGCAUGUGUGCCAGACCUGUUCUUGCAGGCGUAUUUUCAGCAGUUGAGGGCCCCCCCCCACUUUUGUAUACUGGUUUCUUCCCUUUGCCUUGCCUCUGUUUGUGUGUUUUGUGCAGAAUUUGUAGGAAGUUCUGUCCCCUCCAUCUGAUAUCUUUGUCGGAAUAGGGAGGCUUGUAAGAAGCUUUUCCUAUUGUGGGGUGGGGUGAGUUUCCAGACACCACGAUAGGCUUCCAGGGAUGAAAAGAGGCUCGCCAUCCAGGGAAGUUGUCCGAAGUGACUUGCUUUACAAUAUUUCUGCAUUUUUUGCCAGCAUCGGAGAUUUGCCCGAGUUCCCGUUUCUAAGAAUCAGCUAUUAAUCUUAUUAAAGCGCCUUGGGUUAUUCGUAAGCAUUUCAAAUGGACUGUGAAAAGGGAGGCUUACAGACUUCGUGAAUCUAAUGCACAGAAACUGUUUUCUUUUAUGUGUGCAUGGGGAGUGGACCUGCACACCUCAUUUAAAAAGCCACUUGAAUAACACAUAUGCCUUUUGCAUUGAUUCUUUGUUACUUGAUCUAAUAAAAUCUAGUGACAACUUUCCUCUGGCUCAAUGUGUCUUUCUGCCUAGCAUGGGAUAUCCCUUCACUUUCGAAUCUCCAUCCAUGAAGAACAGAGCAAAAAUACCACAGUGAGGCUAUGACUCUUUUACCUUAAUUGCUGAGCCCUGUGUUCUAGACUAGCUCCUGCUCCUCCUCUCUUUUAACUUAUGUGAGCUGCUUUGGGAGACAGUAAUUAUCUGGAAAGCGGAAUAAAACAAUUACACAGUUUACUGGCGUUUUGGCAGCAUGAUCACAACCCUGCUUUCCCAGGGGCAAAUCUCUGUGUGUUCAUUGGGAUUUCCUCCCCAGAUCAUUUGCCUGGGAAUUUCAGAGUGUUCUGUUGCUUUUGCCCUAUGAGCAAUCCUGGGAAGCAGAUUUACUGUUGUUCAGCAUUUUACAGAUGGAAAAUUCUAAUAUAGAGAGUCUGAUCUGAUAACACCAGUUAGCAACUUACAUUUAGAAACUGCUCACGGGUGCAGUCUACUUGCACAGCUAGUGUGCCACCCAAGUGGUGAACUUCUGCAGGGUUGCAGCUUUGAAGAUCUACUGUCCGCAUGAGUAGAUUACUCCUGUGAGCAUAUAUUUUUUAGCACAAGAUAGGAUGUUGGCCUUCCAGUGGAAACAAGUCCAUGCAUGACCCAAGGUCACAAAAUGAGUUUUAUAGUAGAAGUGGGGACAUAAAAUUAAAUGGAAAAGGCUAAGAAUUGCAAAUGAGUAUGUGGUUAUUCUAUUAACCCUGGGUAGAGUAAGGCUACUCUAAACAGCCAUGACUUCCUCCAAAGACUUCUUGAAACUGAGAGUCGUUUGUGGACCCCUAUUCCUGUCCCAGAGCUACAGUUCCCAGAGGUCCCUGUCACUAUGGAUCGAUUGCGGGUUAAUCCACUUUGGCAGUUGGGAAGCCAUGACUGUUUUUAAACUUUUAUCAUAGUACUUUAAGGUGGAAUGUGGCCCGAGUCUAACUCCAAGGCUGGCCCAAGACAUGUUGCUUCCUGAGGCAAUGGGCAAAAUAACCCAUACACAUGCUCUUUCCACCUCUAGUAGCCAAAUGAGCUGGCCACUGAAUCCUAGGUAAAAACGAAAGGUAAAGGACCCCUGGACGGUUAAGUCCAGUCAAAGGCGACUGUGGAGUUGCAGCGCUCAUCUCGCUUUCAGGCCGAGGGAGCUGGCGUUUUUCCACAGACAGCUUUCUGGGUCAUGUGGCCAGCAUGACUAAACCACUUCUGGCGCAAUGGAAUACCAUGAUGGAAACCAGAGCUCAUGGAAACACUGUUUACCUUCCUGCCGCAGUAGUACCUAUUUAUCUACUUGCACUGGCGUGCUUUCAAACUCCUAGGUUGGCAGGAGCUGGGACAGAGCAAUGAGCUCACUCCAUUGAGGGGAUUCAAACUGCCGACCUUCCAGUUGGCAAGCUCAAGAGGCUCAAGCGGUUUAGACCACAGCGCCACCCGCAUCCACUGAAUCCUACUUCAAUACUAACAACAGGGCAAAGCACAGACCCUAAGGCAGUUACAAAGGGAGAGGGCAAGAUGCACAACACACAACUCUCUUCUCCAACAGAAGGAAUGGUUGGGGAGCUCAGGAAGAAGAGCUAUGUGGCACCACUGCCUUCUCGCAUAAGCUGCCAGAAGCAGUCACCUCACCCUGCCUAAUGACAGGACCAGCCCUGCUAGGGUCAAACGACCUACUUGGCAAUUAAGAAGCUCUUUGGGUGCAAGCCACUGUCUUGCCCACUGUAACAAAAUUGCAAAGUAGCUGUGAGGAUAAACUGAGAUGGCUCUAUUUAUGCUACCCUGAGCUGAUUGGAGGAAGGGCUGGUUGCAAAAGGAAUAGAUGGCGGAAUUUCUCCCAGUGGAUACCACAGCAAGGCCUGGGUUCUGUUCUGCCUUUCCGUGCCUCUGCACCUUUGGCUUCACGUGGCUCCACAGUGUCUUGCAACUCGUCCAAUCCUGCGGUCUCGCUUCUUGAAGAUACGAAAAACAAACCUACUUUUCAUUCCAUAUCAACACGGAGCCAACAUACAAUACACUAUUUCAUACUCUGCAGUUUGUUUUAAAGGCCUUAAGCUAUGGCGGAAGGGGGAGAAUCUCACAUGAUCACUGCUUAUGAUGUGCAAAUGAUAUUUAAAGAGAAUUCAUAUAACUUCUUUGCCUUCCCACCCACCAAGCAGAGUUCCUUUACUACUUGGACUUAGGUCUGCCCCAUCCAUUUUCUCUCCAUCUUCUGUUUUAGCUUUGGUUUUUAUUGCGUUUCAAUAUGCUGGUCUUGAGCCUGUCUUAGCAUUUACAACACGUUGCAAGAAAGAGAGAGAGAUGAAUUUCUGGUACAAAGUUUGCAGCUGCUGUUGUCAUAUAGAAGAAGAACUGGAGAAGAAUCCAUUGGUGGUUGGGUAUGUGUUACAAAUCAGCUUUUUCAUUUAGCAAGCCCCGAGCUUCUGCCAAAUUUAUAAUAAGCAAUGGCAGACAACGGCAUAAAUUAAGGUAAGUGUGUUCUGCUUUCAAAGUGAUGCUGUACAGAAGCUGGCAGUUCUGGAAGCCAUCUCUCUGGAGGUGGGAAGUACAGAAUAUUGCUGUUUAGGGCCCCAGUUGGCCAGACAACCCCACCCUUUCCCAGGAUAUUCCAUUUCAUCCCCACUCCCAACAACCAGAUGGCAUUUCCUUCCUCCAUUAGAGUUCUGUGUCUAAAUAUUUCAGUUCUACUUUUGCAAAUCUUAGCAUUCCCCCAAGCCUGCUGAAAACCUCCUCUUCCUCUAAUGGUGUUUUGGUUAUGUAACUUACAGGAUUCAUCAUGAAAGGAUUCCGCCUUUCUUGCUUUCACAGUUUAGCUACUGUUUCAAUGUACAGUGCUUUGUUUGAGUCACUAUCUUUGUGUGUGCCUUCACAAAAGCCCUCUUGAAUUAUAUGCACACUUUAAUUCUAGGGCUGCAACAUUAAAUGCUUCCAUUAAUCAGCUUUUAAUUAAUUGGUCUACUUUAAUUGAGGGUGACUUUUUAGUCUGAAAAAUUAUUGUGAAUAAAUGUACGUAAAGGUAAAGGGACCCCUGACCAUUAGGUCCAGUCGUGGCCAAAUCUGGGGUUGCGGCGCUCAUCUCGCUUUAUUGGCCGAGGGAGCCAGCGUACAGCUUCCGGGUCAUGUGGCCAGCAUGACUAAGCCGCUUCUGGCAAACCAGAGCAGCGCAUGGAAACACCGUUUACCUUCCCACCAGAGCAGUACCUAUUUAUUGACUUGCACUUGACGUGACCUUCUGAUCGGCAAGUCCUAGGCUCUGUGUAUGUAUGUAGCAAGGCUCAAAUCCAAGGUUUCCAGUCGCAACCUGGUAUCUACCAGGCUAAAGAGAUGCACUGCGCUCGCCGCAGUGGUAAACCUGUGCCCAGGCUGUACUGCUUUGGACUGAAGUUGCAGGAAUCACAACAUGAAAGAAAUGUUUCUAUGCAUGAAAACAAUUAGCUUGUCAGGGAGAAGACUAUGCCUCUCCCUCAAUAUGCUAGCUGUCUCUGUGCAGGGACUGUUUUUGUACAGAGAACAGACCCUCCAAGUGACCCAUUAUUCAUGGACAAUCUUGGAUUUACAGAAGCUGUCCUGGUUUCUGAUUUGAUCCCGGAAUGUCCUGCUUUUCCAUAGAACGUUCCUAUUUUCAUUGGAGAAAUGUUGGAGGGUAUGGAAUAGAAUGUUCCUGGGGCUUUUUUUCAGCUGGAACUUGCCAGCACCUCUCAGGUGGACGCCAUUGCAGUCUAAGAGAACGAGGGAGGUGUUCAUGGUGAGUUCCAGCACCUCUUUUCCUAGAAAAAUAACACUGGACUUCCCUAUUUUUGUUGGAGAAAUGGAGGAAGUUGUGAGAAGCAUUUGCCCAUGUGAGCUCCCACUUUCAAUCCCAAGUGAUAAAGCCCAGAUACCAGAUACAGUACCUAGGAAGCUGCCUUCUGUUGAUCCAGACCAUUGCUCCAUGUAGCACAGUAUGGCUGACAAUGACCAGCAAAGGUUCUCCAGGGUUUCAGACAGGGGACAAUCACAGAUGUCAGAGAUUGAGCAUGUGCUCUACCACUGAGUUACUUGGUGAGAAGUAGACCUAGGAGUCCUGUCUCGGUUUGAAGAGCAGCCAUUGUGAUGCUGUUUGUUUGUUUGUAACCUUUCUGUUGCAGCGACACGCUUCAGUAUUUCAACAAGUUGCAGAAACGACGGGAAUUAGAGGCUGUCAACUUGUGGAAUGAACCAGUGGACAAGACUCACGUGGAACGGGAUGAUGAUCAUAAACUCCACAUGUUGCUGGAGAAAAGGUCAAAAACACGCCGGGGAUCAGAGGUAUGUUGUCCUCGCGCACGGAAUAUUUUUGUUUGGGGGAGAAUUUAAUUGCAAGACAUUUGCCCACGUACAGUCUGAUAUGGUUGGUUCAUCUGGAGGAAUAAGUACCAGACAAGGAUGUCCACAGACAAGAAUUAUUGUGUAUGUGUGCCCACAAACACAGUGAUGCAUUGAUGUAAGCAUUAAAAUAAUAUAAACCGGUUUCUAGUUUCUGUCACACUCUAGUGUGACCCACAAAUAAAAACCAGCAUAGGGCUAUGCAGGUGGGGUUGGGUAAUGGCUUCCAUUGAGUGAUGCAACAUAGAUGCAAUCUGCAUGGGUGGCAUGACCUUUAGGAACAGGGGCCUCAGUGGGGUGCAGUGUGUUAAUGCACAUGUAGUUGCACACACAAAGCAGCCCUUUAGAGAUCCCUGUAAUAUAUAGGCCUUUCUCCACACAUACUUUACAUGAUGGUGGGCAUUUUGCUGAAAAACGUAGCUUAGUGGUUCAUUCUUUUGAUGGUCUCCUUUAUCCUGACAAAGGAAUACCGACGCUUGAGCUUUGACAUCAUCGCUCACCGGCAGAUCCGUCGGAAGAUGAAGGACCGAUGGAAGCAAAUCCUAGAAGUCUUGGGUACGGUGUCCUUGGGGGAUUUCCACCACAGACCAAACUGGAGAGUGUUAGGAGAGCUAUUAUCCUUACUCACUUUCAUUUCUCUCAAGUUUGGUUUUAGUGUUCCACAACUAAAAACUACUAGAGUCUUCUCCCUGUUGACUUUGGAGGAGUGAAGACUAUUAUUUACCUAUCCUUGGCCACUGUGAGAGCAGGAUACUGGGUUCCAUUCCUAUCCAACAGGGCUGCUCUUGUUAUUAUUUAUUGAGUUGGUUUUGGGACUAGAUAUGGGCAUAAAUGAUCUCUUCCCAAUGUAGGAUUCAAAGCUGAAGCAGAUGGGCUCCUCACUGUCACGUCCAGCACCUCAUAUGAAUCCCUUCGCAAUCCUCAAGAGGCCCGCAGGAUCCACACUGCCCUGGCCGAGCAGACAACCAUUUUUGGCUGGCAUCGUGGUGGUCCACCGGAGAGAUACCUCUUUGUCAUUGUAAGUAGAGGAAGGAUUUGGUAGAAACUUCUGUUGGGGCAUGUGCUUGUCUGCGCAGUACAUCACCGCAGGGACAGAAGCUGUGGGCCUAACCCACAGCGGCAUAGAAGCCACCAUGGAGGUAGGAGCAGCAAGCAAGCUCCUCCUGAUUGUGGUUUUCAAAUAACUGCUUCCAGUGUCAUGAAGCCUCUGUGAGUCGACUCCUUCUAAUGUGCUGAUUGGCCUUACGAAUCCUUUAAUAUCUUGCCACCCUCUCCCAAAUAUUUUUUCCUUUGUCCUCCAAGUUAAGGGUGACGUUUCCCCUCCUCCUAGUGUUGGGAGUGUGAUGCCAAGUUUUCCGUUCAACAUAGAGGGUGAUGCCUUUAGGACAAAGCAAUCCUUUUGAAAUUCUCCUCCUUCUGCAGGUAGACUUGUUAAUGACUAAAAAUACGUGGCGUUUGCUUGGUUAGUCAGUUCUCUUGCUUUGAGGGAGAAGGAUCUCAGUUUAAUCUUUUCCUUUGUCUGGAACAGGACUUUGGUUGAUUUCACUGGCAUACUAUGCCCUUUUAAAAUGUGGGGUUUUUGGGGGGUUAUAGGUUGUUUUAAUUUUGAUUAUAUAUUUUGUGGUUUUAUAUUUUGAUUUUGUUUUAUGAACCACCCUGAAACCUCUGGGUAUAGGGCAGUAUAUUAAUGAUGAUGAUGAUGAUGAUGAUGGGAAGAAGAAUGUUUUGUUCUUUAUUUGCAAUAAUUAAAUAAAGGGUGUGCCAGCUCCAGUCGUCUUCUUCUUCUUCUUCUUCGGCCAAAUAGUUUGUUGGGAACUAUUUUCUACAACAAAGGGUGGAUGUCUCCUAAGCUAGAAAACAGUCAGAGCAGAACAACAAUAAAUCACUUUAUCUCCGUUUCCCCCUUUUGAAUGCUUUUAGACUCAGACUUCCUUUAAUAAAUCUAAUUUACAUUUUAUUACCAGAUACUUGUAUCUUUGUAGUUAAUUACAUACUCCAACCCUACCCAUUCAGUAUUAGGCCUGUGCUACUAAGAACCUGGGAAUCUCCCUCGUGACAGAGGCUCCUUGAAGUACUUUGGCCCCUGCCCCAAACAGGGACCAUUUCUUCAGUUUGUUUUAUAUGUGUUUCCCACACAUCCUCUGUCUUUUAAAAGCGGGGUGGAGGCAGUUGGCAACAAUUACUUUUUUGUUUGCUUAAAGAUUUGGGGGAUCCCUGACCCCUCUGGUUACCCAAGGAUUGCCACUCUCCCUCCUUCCAUUAUUUUACCUCACAAUUACCGUGAGGUAAAAUAUAAUUGAAUCCGAUAUUUACUCCUGGCUUGGUGUGGGCAUCAUUUUUAAAUUUUCUACUUCAGGUGUCUUAGACCAGCUCUAUUGUGGGGUCUCAGUGGACCCCAACACUAUCACCUUUUUUCUUUAUUUUUGUCACCUUUCCUCCCCUAGGACAGGCUGCUUCUCCUUGAUGUGGGAGAUGAAUUCCUGUCAGCGGCUCGGCACUUCUACCCCGUGGAGGAUGAAGAGGACGAUGGCUCUUCCAGUGAUGGAGGACCUACAACACCUGGUCCUGUCUUGGUCACAAUGAGCAACGAAGCUCAGGAAGAGAUGGAGGAGGGCGUAGACGGGGAAUAA